AUGGUCCGAUGUGCGAAAUGUUUGCAGUUAUAUUCUUACGAACCUCCGAGGUUUUUUGCAAUAUCUCUAUGUCUUUGCUCAACCCUUUCUUUCUUUCCUUCUUUCUCUCUUUCUUUCUUUCUUUCUUUCUGUCUUUCUGUCUUUCUUUCUUUCUUUCUUUCUUUGUCACUGAAUUUACUUCUAUUUCACCGUCUCUAUUUCGCUAAGCAUCUGCCUGCUUUCUCUCUCGACAUUUAUUUUUUCUUCUUCUUUCCAUUGUUAGUUUUUUUUCUUAAUGUCAUGCUUUCUUCUUUCUCAAUCUUUUUUCUUUUUCUGUUUCUUCCGUUUUCAUUGAAGUUUUUCUUUUUUCGUCUUCUUUCUUUCUUUCUUUCUUUCUUUCUUUCUUUCUCUCUUUGUUUUAUCUCUUUCGUAAUAUUUCUUUCUUUCUUUCUUUCUUUCUUUCUUUCUUUCUUUCUUUAUUUCUUUCUUUCUUUCUUUCUUUCGUCCCUUAUUUCUUUCUUUCUUUCAUUUUCCUUUCUUUCUCUCAUUUCUUUUUUCAUAUAUUUUUCGUUUAACAUCCCUUUCUUUCCCGUAAUAAUUCUUUCUUUCUUUCUUUCUUUCGUCCCUUAUUUCUUUCUUUCUUUCGUCCCUUAUUUCUUUCUUUCUUUCGUCCCUUAUUUCUUUCUUUCUUUCUUUUUCCUUUCUUUCUCUCGUUUCUUUUUUCAUAUAUUUUUCGUUUAA
Acanthosepion pharaonis is the source of this 720-nucleotide messenger RNA. NCBI's taxonomy places the organism in Eukaryota, Metazoa, Mollusca, Cephalopoda, Sepiida, Sepiidae. The record is from the annotation of a GenBank genome assembly.